GAAUAUAGUCUCCAAAGAAAAAAAAUAAUGGCUGCUGCUCGUCCGUACACUUCCCUCCUCUUGGUCCUUGCUCUGCUUCUUUUGGUCACAUUUUCUAAUUUGGCUGAGGCCCAUGGUCGUGGAAAGCUUCGUCCUCAAGAUUGCAAGCCAAAGUGUACAUAUCGUUGCUCCGCAACAUCACACAAGAAGCCAUGCAUGUUCUUCUGCCAAAAGUGUUGCGCCAAAUGUCUAUGCGUCCCUCCUGGUACUUACGGCAACAAGCAAGUCUGCCCUUGCUACAACAACUGGAAGACUAAGGAAGGAGGACCAAAAUGCCCUUGAGAUUAAUUAUUAUUACAUUUAUUGUUUUUUUAGUUGCUUGCAAUUUCUGCAUCUCAUUUAAUAAGCCUUGCCAUAUUUGAAUAUGGACCUCCUAAUUAUUAUGAGGUAUUUUUGGCAGCAACUUUUUUCCUCUUUAGCUAGCAACUUUUCUACUACUUUCAUCCCCAAUUAUGUAGGGUUCGUUUGGUAGAUGGAUUCAGAAUUAUGAUUUUAGAUCCUGGUUUAAAAUCCAACAAUGAAUCAUGUUUGUUUACAGUGAUUCUGAAUCAUGAUUC
Morus notabilis is the source of this 596-nucleotide messenger RNA. Its product is annotated as protein RSI-1. The coding region runs from base 28 to 321 and encodes 97 amino acids. NCBI's taxonomy places the organism in Eukaryota, Viridiplantae, Streptophyta, Magnoliopsida, Rosales, Moraceae. The record is from RefSeq and is a predicted model, not a curated record. The transcript is spliced from 3 exons.